Messenger RNA from Fundulus heteroclitus (mummichog), 2523 nucleotides. Its product is annotated as tumor necrosis factor receptor superfamily member 6B-like. The record is from RefSeq and is a predicted model, not a curated record. The transcript has 4 exons. Lineage: Eukaryota; Metazoa; Chordata; Actinopteri; Cyprinodontiformes; Fundulidae. The coding region runs from base 144 to 1061 and encodes 305 amino acids. Gene Ontology annotation, molecular function: protein binding.
CCGUUAGGAAGGAAAUGUCCACAUUUUUCCCAUUUCCAAAAAACCGAAUUAAGUUCCCUGACGUAACAAGAGGGUUCCUCCUGCGUCAGAGGCGUCCACACAUAAAAGGAGCUACAUGGCAUUCCCACUAAAUAUCUUCAAUUAUGAUUUGUUCACUGUUCCUAACCGAGCUGUUCCUCCUGCUCUCCGUGCGCUCCUGGCUGGCGCACGGCACCACCGCCCCGCCGACCUACGAACACACCGACCCGCUCACCGGCACGACGGUGCAGUGUGACCGCUGCCCGCCGGGAACCUUCCUGCGCGCCAGCUGCUCCUCCGAUACGAAGAGCGAGUGCGCUCCGUGUCCGGAGGGCUCCUUCACGGAGCUCUGGAACUACAUCGGGCACUGUUUGCGCUGCGGAAUCUGCGGACGGAACCAGGUGGUGAAGAAGGAAUGCAGCGCAGACAGCGACUGUCAGUGCGAGUGCAUACAGGGUUACUUCUACCGUCAGGACUACGACAUGUGCGUCCGACACAGCGAGUGUCCAUCCGGGCACGGAGUGCUCACCAGAGGUACACCUGAGAAGGACACAGUAUGUCAGGCUUGCUCUGAAGGCACCUUCUCUGACAUUUCCUCCGCCCAACAAAACUGCAAGCAGCACAAGAGCUGCAGCGAUGCAGGACUGCAGCUGGUGCUCAAGGGCUCCACCUGGCAUGACAGUGUGUGUGCCAACUGUGGAGAGCGCAAAGAUGGAGCUGAGUACCUUAAGGAAAUUAUCCCGGCUUUCUUCAGCUACCACAAAAUGAAUAUCAAACGGCUGCGUCGGAUUGUACACAGGCUGCCCUCUGCGGGUGGUAAAACGCCAGGAGAAACUUUGGAGCUGAACUUCUCCGAACUCCACGCACGCAUCUGCAACUGGGUGUCCUCUGCCACAGCGGCACAAAUUCAGCAGCUUCCCGACAUCGUGAAUAAAGUAGGAGCAACAAGUGUUGGCGAGAAACUACAGAGCAAGCUCCACCAAGUUGAAAAACAUCUGAGAGAGUCCUGUCGCCCUGAGCUCGACUGGAAUGAAGUUUUAUAAACUCUAAGAUGUAUAAGAAUCUAUAUUUAAUGCAGUAAAAAAAAUUCAACAGUUUGUAUAAAGCCUGUGUGUAUAGAAUUUCUGAAGAAAAGCCAGAAAAUAACUUAAAGAAUUUAAAACAGGUUUAGAAUAGAUUGACAUCCAUCCAGGCGUCCCAGACUUCCCUCCUGUGGAGGUUUAAGUAGAAAGAGUAUUUAAAAAUGUGAAGUACUUACAAAUGUUCGAGGAUGGUUUUUGUUUUUUGCAAGUUUUGGUUUAUUUAGACAUUAGUCUCAGAUAAUCGGCAAACGCUCAAGCAAUUAUCUAUCCCCAGAUGUUUUGAUCCACGGACAGCUCCAUCUGGAUUUGUCACAUAUUCGUGGAGUUAACUGGAAACAACUUUCAUUUAGAGAAAUUUACCCUUAGGACCUGGAGCAUUGUGUGAAGAUUGGUAAAACAAUUCAAAUUAAUGAGAUAACUUUGUUGGGAUCAGAGAUGUAGACAACUUAAUCGUCUGCAUAAAGAGUUGGUUUAAGCGACAUGCCUAACACCCCAUAAUUACAGCCAUGUAGAGGAAACAUCAGUUAACACAAGAAUUGGGGGUGUAUUCUGCAGUGUUACAGUAGAGUGCCAUCGCUUUAAUAACUGUGUAUUAGUCUGUAUAAAAAAAGCUUGUGUGAUGUCAUACUAUUAAGGUGGAAAGUGCUAAAUACUUUCUCAUAAUAAACCGUAAUUUAAAUGCCUGCACGUCAUUCAGAUGUUGUUGCAGGACAUGCAGGCCCAUGGAAAGAAGGAUUUCUUUUUGCCACUGUUGCACUAAUACGUUUUUAAUAGUCAUCUGUGUGUAACUGAAAAUGAUGAGGAUCAAUUGUGACCCAAUUGCUGCAUUAGACAAAAGUGUCAUACCCUGCUGAGGUAUAUUGUUGUAUGGGUUAGAACAUGUGUUUUGAAAAGUGCCUUCCGACGAUGUUGUCAGUUGGUAUUAUAUUUAUAUUUCCUUCCUGUCUUCCCACAGACACAUUUCUGUUUUUCAUAGUGUUGUUGUUUUAUACCUUUUCCACCUCAGUCGAUACAGUAACAAUGGCAGCUGAAAGGUUGAGCUUUAUAGGGAGUAGAUUUUUUUUAUUUUUUAAAGAUCAAUUAAAGCUUUUACACAUUCUAAAAGUGGUGAUUUGUUUUUACAAUGGCUGUAAUACACACCUUGGGCUAUAUCAGUAACAUCAGGUACUUUAAAUGGACUUUUGUACUUCAUUCAUUGUAAAAGUUUUCAUUUCAAAUCAAAGUUUAAUUAAUUAUUUAAUUAUUACACCAAUUUUCCUUAAGGAUUAAGUGAUCAAAUUCAGAACUCAACAAUCAAAUAAAAAUGAAUUAAAAAGUCUUGAAUUUUGCAUUAACCUGAAGACUCAAACAUGUAUUUGCCUUUUAUUUUACAUAUAGAAAUGCUAAAUUGCAAGGAGUUUGAUAUUAGAUUAUUAUACAGUCA